GGUAAGAGAUCGUCUUGCGAUAUUUCUUAAAAUAGCUUAAAAGUGUGGCGCAAACUGAAACUGAUAUUAUAACUUUAAAAUAUUCCGAGGCUUUGUUUUCCAGACAACUGAUAUAAACAGCAAUAAUCUAUAAAAUGAAAACCCUCAUUGUGUUUAGCAUUCUAAUGACUUUCGCAUUGGCCCAUCCUCAACGUGAAGGUGCAGCCUAUACUAACGAAGCCAUUCGACAAGCACAACAGACUUUUCUCAUACCAAAAGAUGCGCAAAUUCAAAAUGUGCAAGAGGGUAUUGAACUAGGCGCAUACGAGGCGAUUCCCGGCAAUCAGCGGAUUAAUCUAUUCGAGAUCCUCGGCGAUCAAGUGCCAUCGGAAGUUAUAAACAACCUUCAAUCGCAAGUCGAUCAGAUUGGUAGGAAUAAGUGAACUGGGAUGCACCAUACAAGGAUGGUUAACUAAGUUUUAAUUAAAUUAAUUUUUGUGUUUUUUUGAAAAAUGUAUAUUUCUGACAAUUUUUGCUGAAAUAGUUGUUUUAGUUUAUUUAAAAAUACAAAGAUACUUAAACUAACUUAAGUUAGCUUUCAAUUUUUAAUUAUCGUUAGUUUCUGAACAUGCAGACAAAGCGCAAAAGUGAAAGCUGUAAACUUCAUUUGACGUUGUCAAUUGUCACCAAGAAGAUCGCAUUAUACGCCACCUAAUAAGCGCGUUAAUUAUGGCAUUUUAACUUAUUUCCUUCUUUCUAUCGUGGUAGGUGUAUGUAUAUGUGUAUGGUAUAUAUGAAUGUAUACAUCAUGAUAAGUAAAUACAUGUUUCUAAUUCCGCUUUCACUUUGUCUCUGUUGAACGUGAUCAUGAAGUUAAUUUGCGUUGUCUAAAGAAAUUCAAUACAAACACAAGUGGCAGCGAUGUAAUCCAAAAGAGAAGGGCAGUCAUGGGGGCGAAGCAGCUGUUGUACUCUCACUGCAUGUUAAUUAUCCACCUCGUAAGCACUAAAUUUCAUUGCAAAUGAGUAGAUAUGUGUGUAUACUUGGUUGGCUGAUUGUGCCAUACGUAUGUAAGUAAUGUAAUAGAUAUAAAAACGAGAUUGUAAAACUUAUCAAUAUAUUUUAUUAUCUAAUACAAUAUAUAGGCGCCACCUUAUGAAAUUUAUAUUUUGCUAGACAUAUCAAUAGUAAAGGGUGUUGUUUUUAGAGGUAUAGAACUUUAAAUUGCAAUAAAACAACGAUGGAUGAUUUUAUUGA
Messenger RNA from Bactrocera oleae (olive fruit fly), 1236 nucleotides. RefSeq lists its product as uncharacterized. NCBI's taxonomy places the organism in Eukaryota, Metazoa, Arthropoda, Insecta, Diptera, Tephritidae. The record is from RefSeq and is a predicted model, not a curated record.